CUCUUGCAGAAAUGUAGGGUAAGACUAACCCUUAAUGGUCCUGCAUUUUCUCGGACCCCGCGCAUAGCGGGAGCUUACUGCACCGGGCUGCCCCUUUAAAUCAUCCAUUUUUAGACACUUUUAUCCUGAAACUGAUGAGUAGUUGCUGUUAGUAUACUGAGUCAAAAAUUCAAGUCUUUCUACUGGUGUCAAUGUGAAAACUUGAUUUUUUUUCUUUGCUUCGCCUUUCUUUUUCCCAAUAAGUCGACCCCUCUUAUACGUUUGAUUCCACCUAAUCUUUCUUUUUGACAAAUUUUACCGAUAAUCUAAAGACUAUUAAUGAGCUAGCUAGAGUUGCUCUAUAAUUAAAAAACCUUCUGCUAGUUUUCCUUUUCUUGCAAGUGGGAUUCAAUAUGGAUUUUGCUUCUUUAAUUUGCUUCCUUCUAUCUCUUCUUCUGAUCUUAGUUCAGGCAAAGGGCAGAAAUGAUUCAACUUGUCCAAAGUCCUUUUCAUGUGGGAAUCUUACUGACUUGAGCUUUCCUUUCUCUCUUUCUACGCAACCUGAAUGUGGAGUAAUGCCCAUUUCUGGUUGUGAUGCUAAACCAUAUCCAAGAAUCCAAUUGCUUCCUGGAGGAGAUUGGUACUAUGCUUUAGGCAAUCUGUAUAGUUAUACGGUUGCACUGGGGGACCCGAAGCUUCAAACCAUGUUGAGUCAACACAAGUGCCAGGUUUUUGACAAAAAUAUCUCCCUUCCAGACUCUCCUUCUAUUUCUUUCGCAAUCAUCCCACUGAAUUUUCUCGACUUCUUCAAAUGCAACAGCACUAGUAGUAGCGCCCAAAACAUUACCCAGAAGAACGAUCAUUUUGCUGGUUAUGAAAUGUACAAUGACUGUAAAGGCUUUAGCAUAUACUACAAGCGUCACAGAGAUGAUGAUAAAGACAAUCAAGCAGGCAAUUUUCCUGCCAGCUGUUCACUUAUCAAAUUGCCAAUUGACUGGAGGUCAUAUGAUGGUGGUCUGUUCGACUUUUUAAGUCCCCUUUUUUUAGUAGAAUGGAAAUUGUCCGAGGACUGUUACCAAUGUCACUAUAGCGGAGGUCAAUGCAAGACUGAUAAAACCAAAAAAAUUCGGUGUACAUAUCCAAAUAAUCCACAUGCUCAAGAUGCAAAAACGACUAGAAGAAAGUUCGGAUUAACUCUGGGAGUAGUUUUUGGUGGAGUAGGAUUGGUGAUGAUUUGUUUGGUUGUCUACUUUAUCUGGCAUUACAAGAAGAGGAUCCUCUCGAAAAAGGAACUCUCGGACAUUUUUAAACAUGAUAUUGAGGGAGGCAGUAUAUACUUUGGUGUCCCAGUCUUCUCUUAUUCAGAACUUGAAGAGGCCACACAUGAUUUCAAUUCUUCUAGAAUAAUUGGAGAUGGAGGUUUCGGAACUGUUUACUAUGGGAAAUUUAAGGAUGGACGAGAGGUUGCUGUAAAGCAUCUCUACGAGCACAACUGCAAACGAAUGCAGCAGUUUGUUAAUGAAAUUGAGAUCCUUACAAGGCUAAGGCACAUCAAUCUUGUCACCCUCUAUGGCUGCACUUCACGGAGAAGCCGUGAACUACUCCUUGUCUAUGAAUACAUUCCUAAUGGAACUCUUGCUGAUCACCUCCAUGGUGACGAAGCGAAGGACAGAUCACUCGCAUGGCCAAUCCGCAUGAACAUUGCCAUAGAAACUGCUGGUGCAUUGGCUUACCUGCAUGCUUCUGACGUAAUACACUGCGAUGUCAAGACAAAUAACAUACUCCUUGAUCACAACUUUAGUGUCAAAGUUGCAGAUUUUGGGAUUUCAAGGAUCUUCCCAAAUGAUGUGUCUCAUAUUUCAACUGCACCCCGGGGGACCCCUGGCUAUAUCGAUCCAACGUAUCACGAAUGUUACCAGCUGACUAGUAAAAGUGAUGUCUAUAGCUUCGGGGUGGUCCUUGUUGAACUCAUUUCAUCAAUGCCAGCUGUGGAUAUGAAUAGGCAUAGCCAAGAGAUCAAUUUGGCUAACUUUGCAAUAAACAAGAUCGUAAAAUGUGCAUUUCACGAGUUGAUCGAUCCAUCUUUGGGGUUUGAUUCAGAUACCAAGAUUUGGGAAAUGACUACUUCAAUGGCAGAGCUGGCUUUUCUGUGCUUGCAGACAGAUAGAGACAUGAGGCCUACUAUGGUUGAAGUUUUGGAUAUUCUAAAGGAGAUUCAGACUAGUGACUUUGACAAUGAGAAGAGAGCUGAGUCUAAUCUCAAUGGCAAUGAAGCUAAAAUAGUAGCAGCUCCUCCUUUCCCUGAAUCAGAAGAUAUUUUAUUGUCGAAGCAAGUUAAAUCACUACCUUCACCAAAUUCGGUGACUGAUAAAUGGAUUACUUGCUCUGGUAUAAUUACUACAAAGUAGUUCUAUACCUCCUUCCUUUUAUUAUUGAUGUAGAUUCUGAGAAACUAAGAAUGUACUGCUGUGAGCAGUUUCUCGAGCUACAUAUCUAUGAGUGAAAGUGAUUCAAUUUUAAUUUCAUUAUACAAGAGCUGUUAUAUACACUGGCAGGUUGGAAAAUGUAUAGGUUAAUGUCUUACGGGGAAAAAACUUGUAUCUUUUACAAUAUGAGUACUAUUUGACAGUUGGAGGAGUGUCUCAGCUUGUAUUUCCUGGACAGAGUGGGGGAAGAUAAACCAAAGAUGCUUUGAAGACAAUGCAGCUCCGCCCAGAAAAUGAUGAUGAAGUGCCUAGUUUUGUUUUGUUUAUGGUGGAAACAAGAAUAUAUGGAAGAUCUUAAGUAUUUUGAAGAUGUUAUAUGAUUCUUAUGAAUGUAAGGAAUAUGAGAUCUUUCUGUAGUCCUCUUUGUAAGUACGUUUUGACUGCUUUAACUCUGAUGCAGUUUUUGAUAUAUACAACAGUUGUUACUUUCUCAGAGAAAAAUAAAAAAUGAGGUACUAUUUUAGAACUUGUGAAA
Messenger RNA from Lycium barbarum (goji berry), 2940 nucleotides. Its product is annotated as LEAF RUST 10 DISEASE-RESISTANCE LOCUS RECEPTOR-LIKE PROTEIN KINASE-like 1.1. Gene Ontology annotation, biological process: protein phosphorylation. Bases 393 to 2387 code for a protein of 664 amino acids. The transcript has 4 exons. The record is from RefSeq and is a predicted model, not a curated record. Gene Ontology annotation, molecular function: ATP binding; protein kinase activity. Lineage: Eukaryota; Viridiplantae; Streptophyta; Magnoliopsida; Solanales; Solanaceae.